Molecule: messenger RNA, 1403 nt
Organism: Cololabis saira (Pacific saury)
Lineage: Eukaryota; Metazoa; Chordata; Actinopteri; Beloniformes; Belonidae
Gene: mylpfa
Product: myosin light chain, phosphorylatable, fast skeletal muscle a
Exons: 7
Coding region: 152-661 (169 amino acids)
Biological process (GO): skeletal muscle tissue development
Cellular component (GO): cytoplasm
Molecular function (GO): calcium ion binding
Source: RefSeq, a predicted model, not a curated record
CUCUUUUUAUCCCCAUCCAAACUUGAAGCUGCGCCUAAAUAUAGGCUGGCCUGCAGAGGGGUAUAUAAACCCCUGGGAAUAUACGUAUACCGCGGCUUCACACUAGUUUGUCUUUCUUGAUCAUCCAGACCUCCACCCACAGUGUUCCAAGAUGGCACCAAAGAAGGCCAAGAGGAGGCAGGCAGCAUCCGAUGGCUCCUCCAAUGUGUUCUCCAUGUUUGAGCAGAGCCAGAUUCAGGAGUACAAAGAGGCCUUCACAAUCAUUGACCAGAACAGAGACGGCAUCAUCAGCAAAGAUGACCUGAGAGACGUCCUGGCUUCAAUGGGCCAACUGAACGUGAAGAAUGAGGAGCUGGAUGCCAUGAUCAAGGAAGCCAGCGGCCCCAUCAACUUCACCGUCUUCCUCACCAUGUUCGGAGAGAAGCUGAAGGGUGCUGACCCCGAGGACGUCAUCGUCUCUGCCUUCAAAGUCCUGGACCCUGAGGGUACUGGAAGCAUCAAGCAGGAAUUCCUCCAGGAGCUCCUGACCACUCAGUGCGACAGGUUCACCCCAGAGGAGAUCAAGAACAUGUGGUCCGCCUUCCCCCCCGAUGUGGCCGGCAAUGUAGACUACAAGAAUAUCUGCUACGUCAUCACACACGGAGAGGAGAAGGAGGAGUAAAGAGAAAUCUAGAAGACAAGAAAGACAGCUAUCCCUUUGCUUUCUGCCUUACCUUACCUUUUCUUUCCUCCUCUUCCUCCCCCUUACCUGCUCUGGAAACCCGUGUGCUCAGCCACUCAUGUUCAAACCAAAGGACUUGUCACAAUGACACGUGAGGUGGUUGAUGCCCAUGACAUGUCUAUGUUUGCUUAUGGGGAAUAGAGAUGAUUUUCAAUAAAAUGAUGCUGCAAAAUAAUUUGCAAACUCCAACAACUUCUCUUUCCUUCCUCUUCACCUCUUUCUGGCCUGCCGCUUAAUCCUCUGAGGGGUUUGUGUGAAUGAAACAUUAUCCCUGGGCCUCCCUCAGUAUCUGGGGGGGUUUACCGGGGCGUCACCAACCACGAGGGCCUCAUUCCAAAUUUUGAAGACGUCCUCUUGGGUAGAGGAAGUGAGAAGAGGCAGAGCAUCCUCAGAUAACAAAAAGGAAAGAAAAAGAAAGUUGCACCAAGAAAGUUAGGGCAGCUUUCUUUUUCUUUCCUUUUUUUUUGAAAAGUGAAAACAGAAGAAGCGGAAGGAGAGGAUGGAGAAAGGGACGAAAGAAACCAUUCAAGUCUUCGAUUUCUUUUCCCUCCAUUCCUUCCAGCUUCUAGUAAAUCACCUUUUUUUCCAUAAGCUGUCUCACAUCCAGCAACUUAUCCUUAAAUUUUCUCUGUAACGAAUAAAAGGGACAAAAUGUGAAUAAAAUCACUAUCCUUUUGUAUAA